Molecule: messenger RNA, 2704 nt
Organism: Trametes versicolor FP-101664 SS1
Lineage: Eukaryota; Fungi; Basidiomycota; Agaricomycetes; Polyporales; Polyporaceae
Product: phospholipase D/nuclease
Exons: 19
Coding region: 35-2566 (843 amino acids)
Biological process (GO): cell motility; intracellular signal transduction; phosphatidic acid biosynthetic process
Molecular function (GO): D-type glycerophospholipase activity
Source: RefSeq, a predicted model, not a curated record
ACCACCAUACCCACUUGACCAAGAAGCAGUCAUCAUGUCCAAGUUCCUUCGCAAACUGGACAAGAUCGCGGACAAAAUUCCGGAGGGUUUUGGCCAUGCGCGCGCCAUGGCUAUAGGUAUCCUCAACCCGGAUCGACGUCACGAUGAUCCCGAGGAGAAACGUGCGGACAUGGUUCGCGCCGAGAUUAUGGCAGGCCACCGGUUCCAUUCAUUCGCGGACCAACGUUCGCAGAACUUUGUGAAAUGGCAUAUUGACGGACAUGACUACAUGUGGGCCGUCUCCGAACUACUCGAGAGCGCCCGCGAAGCCAUCUUUAUCUUGGACUGGUGGUUGACGCCCGAGCUUUACCUCCGCCGCCCGCCUGCCAAGUAUCCGGAAUGGCGCAUCGACCGAAUCCUCAAGCGCAAGGCCGAACAGGGUGUCAAGGUCUAUGUCAUCGUCUACAAGGAGAUUACGCAGACGAUGUCCAUGAGUUCUCACCACACCAAGGUACGGCUUGAGGCGCUCCACCCGAACAUCACAUGCAUGCGGCACCCCGACCACAUUGGGAGCAAAGACGACGUCGAAUUCUGGUCUCACCACGAGAAAGUUGUGGUAGUUGACAACCGCAUGGCCUGCAUCGGUGGUCUUGACCUGUGCUUCGGUCGCUGGGACACUCAUAACCACCCCCUCGCCGACGUGCACCCGACGAACCCGGAGGAUACCCUCUUCCCCGGACAGGACUACAACAACGCGCGUAUCAUGGAUUUCGCUAAUGUGCCAAACUACGUCAGCAACGGCCUGAGCGCGAUCGAAAGCGCGCGCAUGCCGUGGCACGACGUGCAUAUGACGCUUACUGGCACCGUCGUGCUCGACAUCGUGCAGCACUUCGUUGAACGCUGGAACGAGGUCAAGAAGCGCAAGUACCGCAACGACGAGCGUUUCGACUGGCUCGCCCUUCCCCACGAUGUCGAGCUGUCACCCAACGAAGCUGUCGUUCGUCACCCUCACCGUGAGCGUUGGCAUGAGAUUGGCAGGAGCUUCAGGGACCACUUCCACCGUCGCCGUCACGACGACGAGCCCGCGGAUUACGACGGUGACCACCCGGUUGCACGCGGCUCAUGCCGUGUGCAGGCCGUCCGCAGUGUGUCCGACUGGAGCCACGGCACCCUGACCGAGCAGAGUAUCCAGAAUGCGUACAUUGAGUUGAUCACGAAUGCGGAGCAUUUCAUCUACAUUGAGAACCAGUUCUUCAUCUCGAACACGGUCGAGGAUGGGCCUGUCAAGAACCUGAUUGCGCGGGCGCUCGUCGAGCGUAUUGUGCGCGCAGGGCGCGAGGGCAAGCGGUUCCGUGUUGUGGUCGUCAUUCCCGAGGUCCCUGGAUUCGCCGGACAGGUUAAGGAUGAGACUUCCGUCAAGACCAUCAUGGCUGCCCAGUACCGCACCAUCAACCGUGGCGGCCACAGCAUCUACGAGGAGGUCCGCAAGGCGGGCUACGAGCCGUCUGACUACAUCCGAUUCUUCCACCUUCGCGCGUACGACCGCAUCAACGCACCUUUCACAUCGUACAUCCACCCGAUCGAAGAGCGCAGCGGCAUCGUGUUUCACCAGCUUCAUGUUGCGCUCGCCCGGCUCUGGGUCGGCGACCGGAUGAACCCUGACGACCCGAAGGACGUCUCAGUGUCGAUCCCUACCGGGAAGUCACUCGUAGAGCAGUCCACCUCCGGCGCCAAGCCGGAGAUGAAGACGGAGACGUACCCGCUCCCGGAAACGGUGGAAGAAGCACAGGACAUUGUCGACCGCUGGAACCGUGCGGCGCAGGAAAUCCGCAGCGACGAGGAUGUCGCGGACAAUGUCGUGCAGCACAUGCUGCAUGACCGCACCACGUUGCUCGACGAGAAGUGGCUCGGCACUGAGGAGGAGGAGCGAAACGCUUACGUGUCUGAGCUGCUGUACAUCCACUCGAAGGUUAUGAUCGUCGACGACAGGAGAGUCAUCAUGGGCUCAGCCAACCUGAACGAUCGUAGCCAGAAGGGUGACGGUGAUUCCGAAAUCGCCCUCGUCGUCGAAGACGAGGAUAUGAUCGAGUCGACUAUGAACGGUGAGCCCUACCAGGUCGGCCGUUUUGCCGCCUCUCUGCGUCGUAAGCUCUACCGCGAGCACCUGGGCCUCAUCCCGCCUCAAGACUGCGACAACCAGCCGGACUCGUUCCAGCGCCCCGCGCCGCACCCCAACGCGGACGAGACGGAGCAAGAUGAGGACCGCGCCGUCGCGGACCCGAUCUGUGACGACACGAUGAACCUGUGGGAGAACACUGCGCGCACGAACCGCGAGAUCUUCACGGAGAUCUUCCGCCCGGUGCCCACCAACCUGAUCCGCUCGUUCAAGGACUACGAUAGCUACGUGCCGAAGGUGAUGACCGGCCACGUCGUCCCGGAUAUCCCGCUCGACCGCAUCAAGGACCGUCUCUCGCAUGUGCGCGGCGCUUUGGUCGAGUGUCCGAUGGACUUCCUGAUUGACCAGGAUGACUUCGUCGAGGGCCCAGACUGGAAGGGUCUGAACCCGACGCUCCCGAUCUACAUCUAAGGUAUCUAUAUGUGCAGAAUGUGCAACCACAUGUCGCCUGGAUCUUGGACUACUAUCUCGAGCUUGUAUGUAUGACUAGUGCUUGAAGUUGUUACUGAAUAAGAAAUGCUGUAGGUUGUGCCAUGACUCCGUUUGUCG